CUCAGCCAGCUAUCUGGGAAGACAUACAUAAGAACGUUUUUCAACUGCUCACCAGCUCAGAUGGGAAUAAUUGAUGAUGUCAAGGACACAGUGUCCAAGGCUGUGUUUACUCCUUCAACUCUGUUAUCCGGCCGAGGUGGGCUGCACAUGGCUCAGAUCAUCUUGUCUCUGGUCACCUUUGUCCUGGGUUUCUUAAGAGGAGGGAGCACCCAUACCUACUGGAACUACGCUAUGUUCACCUGGGCCUUUUGCCCCAUCAUGACCCUCAUCAUCACCAUCAUUGAGAUGUUUAAGCUUGAUAUCAUACUCAAUAUGUUUUGCAUGGACUGGUCUGACUUCACCACAGGGAUGGCCAUGUCCUCAACGCUCAUGACCGUCUCUGUCGCUAUCAGCUAUGCCAACUUCUACGUCUGCCUGAAAUUGAAAUGCCUCUACGGCAUCAUAGUGAGUGUGUUUGCUUUCUUGUCUGCCAUGGUCUACACACUUGAAGUGGUGAAGGACAAAAUCCUGGACAAGAAGAAGGGGAGCUACCUGGCUGCUCUGCCAGGAUUCUGGAAGGUUAUGGAGGCCUUUGUGAGCUGCAUUAUUUUUAUAUCACUGACUGGUUACAGAGACAAGCCAGCUCUGAUCUUUUGUGUCAUAGCAUAUGCCAUUCCUUUCCCCAUUCUGCCUGUAAUCAUAGCCACCAACAUCUUCAAGAAACUGAGAACGUGUUUGCCCUUUAACCUGGACAGGUUUGUGUUUAUAUUUCUGGUGAUCUCUGUUGUGCUGUAUAUAUUUGCUGCUAUUAUGUGGCCAAUUUUUACCUUCAAAAACAACCCUCGUCCCAGCGACUGCCCGCCCAGCUUCUGCAUCUGGGCCAUACAGUUUAUAGUUGCAUUCAUGACCUAUGUAAAUCUCAUUCUUUUCACACUGGACCUCAUUUUUACCCUGCUUGGCAUCUGUGGCUUUAAACGUCAAUAAACGUGGUGGAGACUUUCCUGUCUAUUUUUUUUAAACCUCCCAACUUUUACUGCACUUUUAAACAGCUAUGUGUUGUUAAACAAGUAACAAUUUAACCCAUACAGGUGCUCAACGUGUCUUUCUAUAUUGAAUGAAAAAAUAAUUAUAUGAAAGUUAAGUUUUCCAGGUAAUUAGAGGUUACUAGUUUUGCUUUUAAAGUGUGGUCUCAUGUUGGUGAGCAGUGCCGUUUCUGCCCUGAAGUCACAUCGUAUUUUCCACAUUUGGGCCCAUGAAGUAGAGCGUGCACACUCUCGGAAAGAGAAACAGCACUAUAGCCGUACACCAAUCAUGGAUUGGGGCUUUAAACAUCCAUUUUCUGAUCACAUUUAAAAUUACCAGACCUAAAAAGUAAAAGGAAGGUAAUUUGACAUGCCCCAUGUAUAAUUUGGAAAUAAUUGACAAGAGCCCAAGAGCAGAAUUGACCACAGCCUACAUUAUGUUGUCAAACACACUCAGGAUCAGACUGAACACAGAACACAAAAAUGGCCAAAUCCAAGCCGUAGUGAAACUGAGAAUACUAAGCAUUCUUUUACAUAUUCUGCAUAUCAUGUUGGCAUUUUUUUGAAAGCAAGAAAUUUAACAUUAAUCUGUUUGUUUGAGGGUUGUAUUUUCCACUUUAUUAAUGAUUUAAUGUACUAUGUUUAAUUGAACUUGACAUUACAAUUCAGCUCUAUGCAUAUAUUGUCACUGUCCAUUUCCAUAUUUCCUAAUGUGUUGUUGUGAUGUGAACUGCAUAUGCCACUGCCAGUGAAUAUUAAUAGAUGUGUUGUGUCAUGUCUGUUUAAAAAUGAGAUUACAUGAGAUUGAACACACUUGUCUUUUCUAGGAUCUGUCAGCCACAGACAGAUAAAGUCCAGGAUACUGAAAAGUGAUGGGUGUCAAAUGGAAAUAAAAUGAUGCUCUAAU
Molecule: messenger RNA, 1908 nt
Organism: Micropterus salmoides (largemouth bass)
Lineage: Eukaryota; Metazoa; Chordata; Actinopteri; Centrarchiformes; Centrarchidae
Product: myeloid-associated differentiation marker-like protein 2
Exons: 1
Coding region: 61-963 (300 amino acids)
Cellular component (GO): membrane
Source: RefSeq, a predicted model, not a curated record